Molecule: messenger RNA, 590 nt
Organism: Limanda limanda (common dab)
Lineage: Eukaryota; Metazoa; Chordata; Actinopteri; Pleuronectiformes; Pleuronectidae
Gene: tmem14ca
Product: transmembrane protein 14Ca
Exons: 6
Coding region: 135-458 (107 amino acids)
Biological process (GO): regulation of heme biosynthetic process
Cellular component (GO): mitochondrial membrane
Source: RefSeq, a predicted model, not a curated record
UGCUCGACUAGGAACAGGCUGCAUCUGCUGGUCGUGACAGAGGAGAAGCAGAAGAACCCAAGCUCGUCCUCUCCUGCAGCUCCUGGUCGCAGCUCUCUCUCCCUCCUGCAGAACCUCUCACUCGUGUGUCCAACAUGUCUGUGGACUGGGUCGGUUACGGGUACGCAGCGCUGAUCGCUUCCGGAGGAGUCAUCGGUUACGUCAAAGCAGGCAGUGUCCCCUCUCUGGCUGCAGGUCUCCUCUUCGGAGGCCUUUCAGGUUUUGGUGCCUACCAGAUCUCCAACGACCCCAAGAAUAUUUGGGUUUCCCUCGCUACUUCAGGAGCUCUGACUGGCGUAAUGGGAAAGAGGUUCUAUGGGUCCAGGAAGUUCAUGCCAGCGGGCUUGAUGGCUGCAGCAAGUCUUGUGAUGGUGGGGAAGCUUGGCAUUUCGUUGCUCCAGAAACCCCAGCCGUCCUGAAGAAGCGAAGAUUGUGAAGUGUAUCCCAUCGUCUGCUUCAGGAGCCGUGUGUCAUUCAGUGUUUAAAAAUAUCUUUGAAAUAUUUCCCAUGUUACAUGUUUGAAAUAUAGUACUUUGUUUAUAUAAUAAGAA